GCCAUCUUGAAUAAAAUUUCACGGUGGCAUAAAGUGUAAUUCCAAAUAAAAAAAUAAUGUCAAUAAUGGUGAAUGAGAUACAAAAUAAAAAUUGACAUAAAAAAUCACAAUAUUUUUAAAGACUAAACCAUUUGAAAAUACUCUAAAAGAGUGUGUGAAAAUUAUUAAAAGAUCACCAAUAAAACAAAUCAGCUGUUAUCCGUCAAUCGAUGUCAACAAAAUUACAUAAUUUUGUUUAGAAAAACAGUGUAGCCUCCGAUUUUGAGUGUCAUUUUGAUAUUAGCAAACAUGCAGAUUCAUAUAAAUGUUCUGCAGAACAAAUUAUUCAAGUAAAUGUUUACCCUAAGGGUGCCAAAAUUCUCGACUAAUUUACGACUUUUUGUAGAAUGUAGUCCACAAUACAUUUUUUAAACAUGGAUCACAACAAUAUAAUUGAGUGUGGUGGAUUUUAUUUUAUACACAAUUUUGAUUCGGGAAAUCUUGGUCACGUGGAGCGAGUGCCUACGGAGCUUAUUGCUCCAAGCCUUAACCUAAAAACAAAUACAGCAGAAACCCCGGACUAUGAGUUCAACAUGUGGACUCGGCCAGAUUGUGCCGGCACCGAGUUUGAGAAUGGCAACCGCACCUGGUUUUACUUUGGCAUCCAAGCCAGAGAGCCUCUUGUGACCGUGCGGCUGAAUCUAAUAAACCUGAACAAGCAGGGCAAGAUGUAUAACCAGGGUAUGGCGCCAGUCACGCGGACACUGCCAGGGAAACCACAGUGGGAGAGGAUAAAAGAUCGGCCAGUACAUUCUAUGGACGACAACACAUUCACGCUAAGCUUCAAGUACCGAACGUCAGACAAUCUGAAAGCGACGACGUUUUUCGCGUUCACCUACCCCUUCUCCUUCGCGGAACUACAAAUAGCCCUCAACUCUAUAGACUUAAAGAUGCUGCCGGCACCAGCCCCGCAAGCUCCUGACGAUAUAUACUACUGUAGAGAGUGCGUUGUAUACUCGCUCGAAGGCAGACGAGUGGACUUGCUAACAAUAACCUCUCAUCACGGCAUCACAGCAGAGCGUGAGGACAGACUCAAACACUUGUUCCCCGAGAACAAGCCUAGAGCAUUCAAGUUUCAAAACAAGAAGGUAAUCUUCAUAUCAGCGCGCGUGCACCCCGGCGAAACUCCAUCAAGCUUCGUCUUCAACGGCUUUCUCAACCUGCUCCUAUCGCGCCACGACCCCAUCGCCAUACAACUGCGCAAGCUAUACGUGUUCAAGAUGAUACCGUUCCUCAACCCCGACGGGGUUGCCCGCGGGCACUACCGGACGGACACGAGGGGGGUCAAUCUGAACAGGGUCUAUUUGAACCCCUCGCUGAUUUACCAUCCCACGGUUUACGCGUCUAGAGCGUUGAUAAGGUACUAUCAUUUUGGCUGUGAAAAAGAAGACACGUUCGACGACGCUAAAAGCAUAGCGUCUCGCAGCAUACAGAACAUCAGUGAAGUGAGUGUCGAGAUGCUCGAAUCGAAGAAGAAAAAGGGUCCCCCUUACAAGUCGAAGCCGCUCUCCAACAAGUCCUCGAGCACUCUGAAAGCGCGCCCCUCCACCGGCGACACCAAACAGAGGCAGGGCUCCAAUGAGGGGUCCUUGAUGAUCGAUCAGCUAAUGGACUCGAAGAAGGGUCCCCCAAUGAAAGGGAAACCUUCCUUGCCAUCGAACAAGUCUUCCAACACGCUGAAGCGACCUUCCACGACCGAAGGCUCCAAGCAAAACAGCAAGGCGCCCAGCUCCGGGGAGGAAAACUUGAGCGACCAGGUGGUCGAACUAAAGCUCCGAGAGAUGACGUCACAGACGAUGGAGACGCACUCACCUCGGCCCUCCAACAACCCCUCACUGCUGAACGACGAGACGCUCAGAUCGUGCCUGGGGUCGGCGGUGCACCUGAGCUCGAGCGACGAGCUGAACAUCCAGGGUCACAACCCGCUGCUCCCGCUGCGGGACACGCUCAAGAACAGCAUCAGUCUACUCAUGGGCACGGCCUCUGUCUCUGAGUCCGUUCGCAAAGAGAGCUCGAACGUGCGCAUGGGCUGGUGCAACGACUGCCGGCGCGCCGUCAACAGGCUGCAGGAGACCAUCCCCGGGCUCGCGGGCACCGUGGCCGGGUACAACACCGCCGUGGUUACAACCUCUUUCUCCCUCCAAUCUCGCGAGGGCAGCCCUUGCCGCUCCAUCCAAGAGUACGCAGAAGUUCAGAAACAGCAGUAUGACGAGCAGAAAGCGUUGGAAAGAAAGCUUCAAGACUUAGAGCAGGCGGCAACAGACGAGACCAUUUACUUCUGUACAAACUGCUUCAAGCGGUACAUCGUCACGCAGAAUAACGAGGAAAUUGUACGUUUUUACCAUUGUGAGGUCUCUCUGCGGUUACUACCCCCGCCGCCGGCGCCCAAAGAGAGCCAGGAGAAGAAGCCGCCCGCGCCCGCCGCGCGCUCGCUGCGCAAGAAGCCCGCGCCGCCGCCCAGGCCCAGGGAGCCCGACUCCGGCCUCUUCCUGUACAUAGACCUGCACGGACACGCCUCCAAGAAAGGUAUCUUCAUGUACGGGAACCACUUCGAGGAUUCUGAAGCGUCGGUGGAGUGCAUGCUGCUGCCGCGGAUCAUGUCUCUCAACAACAUGCACUUCCACUUCUCCUCCUGCAACUUCACCGAGCGGAACAUGUAUCUCAAAGACCGUCGCGACGGCAUGUCCCGCGAAGGCUCCGGGCGCGUGGCCGUGCUCAAGGCCACCGGGCUCGUGCGCUCCUACACGCUGGAGUGCAACUACAACACGGGCCGACUGGUCAACAUCCUGCCGCCCGCGGUCAAAGAUGCCCCCGGCCCGCCCGUGGUGCAGCCAGUGCCACCCAAGUACACGCCGCAUAUAUUCGAGGAUAUAAGGGCCCGCAAUAAGAAUCUGGAGAAUGCGGAAGAUAUAGAUCCCUGGCAGGUGGGGCGUUCCCUCGGCGCGUCGAUCUUGGACCUAACUGGGCAUCAUCCCAACUCGCGGGUCCCAUGCUCCGAGCACCGCACGCUCGCCUCCGUGCGAGACUGGCUGCGCGCGCACACGAGAACUGUACGCCCCACGCUGACGAUGUCCCGGCUGCGGCCGAAGACGUCGUCGCCGACGCGCGCGCCGCUGUACGCGCGCUCCAAGGCCAAGGUGACGGACCUGGACCGCAAGGAGAACACGUACCUCGGCGCCAAGGCCGACGAGCGCCGCACGCCGCCCGCGCGCUCCGUGCACGACCUCGCCGCCGCCGCCGCGCGCUCCGAGCGCGCGCGCUACCUCGACGCCGCCGCCGAGCCCAAGCCCAAGACGCUCGGCAAGCGCCGCAACGUGCUCGCCGUGCGCAAGCCCAACGCCAGCAAGACGCUCCUCGCCAAGCAGAAGCCCGCGCGCCGCUCCGCCGACGACGACAGCCCGCGGCCCUCGCUGCUGUCCGCCAAGGUCGGCUCCAAGCGCAGCCUGCACCGCGCCGCGCGCGCCGCCUCCCGCACCGACGCCAACCGCUGCCGCGCCAUGGCCUCCUCCUCCUCCGAGGAGGUGGCCGCCUGGGAGGACGUGCCCGGCGGCACGCUGGCCGACUCGCUCUCCGCCGCCGGCAAGCGCCGCGUGCAGGCCUUCGCCGCGCCGCAGCUCAAGAAGAUCCGCCUCAAGACCGCCUUGUAGCGCAAGCCGCGCGCGCGCCCCAAGCCCGCGCCCGCACCCGCACCCGCACCCGCGCCCCCGUCCGACUGACCCGCGGGCCGGCCGCCUUAACCGUUCGCCUGACCGUAUGUCUCGACGUUUUAGAAAUAAUGUAUUCCAC
Molecule: messenger RNA, 3825 nt
Organism: Leguminivora glycinivorella
Lineage: Eukaryota; Metazoa; Arthropoda; Insecta; Lepidoptera; Tortricidae
Product: cytosolic carboxypeptidase-like protein 5
Exons: 21
Coding region: 414-3686 (1090 amino acids)
Biological process (GO): proteolysis
Molecular function (GO): metallocarboxypeptidase activity; zinc ion binding
Source: RefSeq, a predicted model, not a curated record